Paraglomus occultum is the source of this 335-nucleotide messenger RNA. Lineage: Eukaryota; Fungi; Glomeromycota; Glomeromycetes; Paraglomerales; Paraglomeraceae. The record is from the annotation of a GenBank genome assembly.
UCGACAAAGAUGGUGCAAAGAUAGUUUAUAUAUUCUUGCCAUCAAAUGCAUCUCGCCCAUACGUAUGUCCAAUGUGCGAUAAAGCAUUUUCAAGAUUAGAACAUCAGACUCGUCAUAUACGCACUCAUACCGGCGAGAAACGACAUAGAUGCGACUUUCCCGGAUGCGAGAAACGAUUCUCACGCAGCGACGAACUAACCCGUCAUCGCCGUUUCCAUAAUAACACCAACAGAAGAGACAGUCGCAAGAAUAAAUUGGAGUUGGAAUUUAAAAAUAUUACCCAAUCUACUCCAUUUGGCAGAUGCAAUAAUUGCGUUAUAUCAUCUCGACUUUGA